AUGAGCGAGCCAUCCCAAGGAAGUACAGAGCACUUUGUAACCAAGGUCCUUCCCCUCUAUCAGGGCCCUUCCGUCAAAAUAUGCCUCCAGCCUAGCAACAAGGAAUACGUGAUUUCGAAAAGUCUCCUCUGCGCAGAAUCGCCAGUCUUCUCGAAAAUGUUCAACGGCGAAUUCCUAGAGUCACAGGAGCAGACGGUCACUCUGGAAGAGACCGACGACGAUGUCUCAGUGCAUAGCCUCGAAGCACUUAUUCAAUGGCUGUAUCGACGCACUUUCGACUUGGAUAUCGGAGGCCCGGAAGAACAUAUCUCGGCCCUCCUGAGACUCGCAAGAUUUGCGGACAAGUACUCAAUUACCGGGAUAGAAGAAAAAAUCGUGCCCUUUAUCAAGGACACCAUAGUAUCCAACCCGCAUCCAAAUUCCAACAGACACGGCCGAGACAUCGAUCACAACACCUAUUGUCUCACACGAGAUCAUCUUGUUUCAGCAAGCUUUUUGCCGAGCAGGCAUCCGGUGCGACGUGCUUUGGCUUCAGCAUGUGUUGAAGGUUUUCUUCGCAGCAGAGAUCACAAGUUUAACGGAGAGAUCCUGGCUUGCCCCUCUUUCGGAGCUGACCUCCUCAAAGAGAUUCAGAGUGCCCUGUAUACCCUGACACCUACGAAUGAGGUCACUGUUGAAGAUCCUAUCAGCGGGAAAAGAUUUCGUUUCGAUUUGAACAAAGUCUAG
Penicillium manginii is the source of this 726-nucleotide messenger RNA. RefSeq names its product BTB/POZ domain-containing protein. NCBI's taxonomy places the organism in Eukaryota, Fungi, Ascomycota, Eurotiomycetes, Eurotiales, Aspergillaceae. The coding region runs from base 1 to 726 and encodes 241 amino acids. The record is from RefSeq and is a predicted model, not a curated record. The transcript has 2 exons. Gene Ontology annotation, molecular function: protein binding.